AGCCGUUUUCACUCAAGCAUUCUUCAUGAGGUCGGUGUGAAGACAGAAUGAAAGAAGAUGCGUUUUUUUUUCAAAACAGCAGGACCGGGCUCCGUCCCUCUGUUUUGCCUCCUCGUCCACCUGUGCAGCCACCGGCGUUUUUCUGCUUUCCAGCGGUCUUGCCUUUCUGCGACUUCAAUUUCCUUCGUGAUAGGGGCGCGCCACGUAAUCCGGCGGGAAAGUGAAGACGCGGACACCUCCGGCUCUGCUGCGCGCGAUCGAGGUCCUACUGAUUCCGGGACAAACAACAGUUCCUCGGCCACUACUACAACGGCGCAGGAGGACCCGCAACAAGCCACUUCGAUUGUACCAUCAGAAACGCCUGACAAGAAUGCCACAGCGCUGCACUCCACCCGCGAGAGGCACACAGAAAUUGGCGCAGGUCGUGGGGCGGACAUCGCAACAGGUGCGAACACUUCCACUUCUCCUUCGACGCCUCAAAGGCUGCACGAACGCAACGUAACCGGUGAUGCAGUAAAGCUGGUUGACUCGUCCCCCGGUAGUUUACUUCCCCGCAACUUCAGCACGGGUGAGUCUCUAUUUCUCGCCGACGAAGACGUCGAUUAUGUGCAGCGGCCGAAAGAGGAAGCAACCGCAGCAAAGGGACCGGGGCCGCUGGUAGCUGAGGUCCGCGGCGAAGAUCGGGGGAAACAGGCGCAGAUUGCAACACCGGAACUUCCCAGCGCGGUACCGAUGAGGACAAACCAUGAUCAUGAGCAUAGCGCUUCGGCCGGAGAGAGAACAAAGAGCCCUGGUCGUGAAGUGGCUGAAGCUGGAAACGCCAGUGGGGCCGGGCAUAUUUCCUCAACAAACGACGAAUCCAGUCUUCUUGUCAAGUAUGAGUAUAGCGCACCGCGCUGUCAUUUGGAAUGGGGAAAUUGGUUUGGAUGGCACGCGGAAAGGAACAACUGUCUUGGUAACCCGUGUUGGCGCGAAGACGGACAGUGGCAAGCUUGGGAAGAGGACAGCGGCAUUGGCUAUCCGGGUGAGGAGUCGACAGAUCAAUGCGGAUAUGGUCAACCGAGAACAUGGACAGGCCGGAGGCAGUAUACAACAGAAUAUUCAUGCAUAAAACAAAUCUGUGUCAACUUGGGGUAACAAAAUAAAAAAAGAGGGCCGCGGGGAACCUCUUGUCCACCCGGCCGGGUGGACAAGAGGUUCCCCCCUUUCGCUGCCGGAGCGGCCGGCUCGCAGAGGUCCCCCCCCAGCGUCGCCAUGUCGGAUCUCCCCCCUCGUCGUCGUCCGCCGCUCGCCGGGUGCCGGCUGUAUACAUUUCUUAAAUUUCUAAAAUGAAUUGCAAAAGUUGUUGUUGUACCGCGCUAGUACCUAUAAAAAUAAAAGCGCGUGCAUUUACGAACGAAAUUCGUGCUGUGGAUUUGCCAUACUAAAUAGAUAACGAAUGAUGAAAAAAAAAUUCGGGUUCCCGCCGUUGUUGCGCAACUUCCUCCUCGCCCCGAGCUGACAGGAGGUCCUGCCGCCCAGUCCGUCCCAUCGUAGGUUCAACGGCCCCCAUCCCAACGAGACCACUUCCAAAUAGUUUUGUCGUAGAGCAAAAAACUUUACAGCGGUCGCCCGUUUUGCAUCGGCCGAGGUUGCACAUGCGCCCGGAGUAGUUUCCACUGAAGUCCCUCGGCAUGGGUCGUAUGAUGUUUUUCGUCAGGUCGCGCAGCCUCUAUUAAUGCGAUUCGGGUCGAUCGCGCCCUAUGGCUAGUGUCGGUGAUCCAGUUCGACCAUAUAUUUCGGGGGGCAGUAACGUGAAGGAAAAGCGUCCUUUCGGGGGCGCCUAGUAACCACGCAAUCACGAACCCGGAUAACGCCCCCUAUGGGUGACUAUCUCCAUACACAGCGGUCUCGCCCUAUCUUUACUAUCUUUCAGUGCAGCGGCUUACUGCACUUAUCGCCCUACGGAGACUGUGAUCUGACCCCCCUCUACCUCCCCUGGUGGACGUCUGCCGCGGCUUACGGCUCUGGACGUUAACUAGGAUCAGCGCGUUGUGCGGGUUUAGGGUUUUGAAAGUAAUUUUGUAUCUCCCACUGUUGCAUGAACCUGCUGCAAGAACUUGUCAUGCAAAACAACCUUCGGGUUGUUCCCGCGCUUCAGGAGUAGUCCUGUUGCGUGAGGGCGGCAGAAGAUGAAAAAUGGUGUUGGUUUAGGGGGUUGAAAAAUUUUUGUGCAUGUGUAAUGCAAAAAAUAAAAAAGAUUCGCGCGUGGGAGCGCAUUACUAUGCACAACGGGCGGGCGUCGUUCCCGCCGUCACACAAUCGCUGAAAAUUGAAAUCGAAGCACAAGAGCGGGCCAAUAAAAAACAAAUUGUCAUGCGGAUUUGCCACUAUGCUUUCAACUUUUUACAUACACAUGGCAAUACCUCCUAGAUAUGCAGACGCAAUGCGCAUCUUUUUGCGUCCGCCAUUUUUUUACGGGCGGGGAGAUUGAACCAAGCGGACAUACAGAGGGAAGACGGAGACGGAGACGGGAAGAUGCUUUUUGCAUUGCAAGAAAAGAUGGAGCGUUUGACGCAUAUGGAUGCAUGGGAAAAGUUAAACGCAGCUAGCAAGUCCGCAUUACAGUAAACGCGCGCACUUUAUUCGUACUCAUGUAUGGGAAAUCCGCAUAACAGAUUUAAUAUGGAAAAUCCGCAUUACAGUAAAUGCGCGCGCUUUUUUUACAGAUACUAGCGUGUUAAAACUUUUGCAAUUCAUGUAUAAACCUUCGAACAAAUGCAUACAGCAGGCACCCGGCGAGCGGCGGACGACGACGAAGGGGGAGAUCCGACGUGGGGACGCGGAGGGGGACCUCUGCGAGCCGGCCGCUCCGGCAGCGAGAGGGGGGAACCUCUUGUCCACCCGGCCGGGUGGACAAGAGGUUCCCCGCGACCCUCUUUUUUUAUUUUGUUACUUCACUUUCGGUACCGUCUGCUCGGGGGGUGAUGAGUGCGAUGCCGGCAAGCCAUUCACGCGCCAACGGCCAUCGUGGGGUAAAUAUGUCAACAAGGUUUGUGAGUAUGAUGAUUGCAGGUGCGAGACAUUCAAUCCAUACUGCGGCAGUGACCACUUACUCAAUGGCGCGCACGCGUGCGGGCUCCGAACGCAUUGCACCGCAGCCAAUUGCUGUCGCAAGAAGUGUGCCUUUGCGACCUGUAGAACCACAGAUGGGAUCCCUGCGGCUGAAUACCACAUCAAAGAUUCCGGCACUUGUCUCGAUCACAGUUGCGCGAAUAAUAACGCGAACCAUGUGCAGUGUUGUGCUUUGAAUGAGCCCUGCCAGGCGUCGCUCUGUGCAGAUUUCACGUCACUCAAGGACCAAGCGACGAGGCCGAUGUAUUGCGAAACAAGGGAGUGCGUGAGCAACGAAAACCAAAACCGUGCGCAUUGUUGUGAGGACAACGAGAGCUGCAAAGAUAUGAAAUGCAAUACGGUUUCUCGUCGGGGCUGGCUGCACAAGUCGAAUAUUGAAGACGACAACCUCCGCUGCAACGCAAAGAGCUGCGACGCAUCUGAUUCGUCCGCUGAUCUUGAGCAUUGCUGCGUGGAGGGCUGCAAGCGUCCAGUGGAUUCGGACCGCUACUAUGGAUUCGACAUUGCGAAUUGGGACGAUCUGCGCGAGCAGGAGCAGCUGUAUCCGAAGUCCACGUCCGAUUUCCAGGCGUCUUCCAAAGUUGGAUGUAGCACGACGCACUACGAAGACCACAGUGUUUCCGAAGUUGUCAAGUGCACGGGGUCAGGUGCUGAAUUAGAGCUGAACCCUAAAAAGUGCCUCGAGCUCUGUAGCUCAUCCGGAACGGUCUGCAACAGCAACCAGCUUCCAGCUUCGGGGGCGUAUUGUAACACGCACCGCUGUGAAAAUACUGAGAACUCGCAUUGUUGUCGGGAGAAAUGCACGGAGAUCGACUGUCCUGCUCUGCCGCACUUCGAUCCCGGCGUGGAUACCGCUAUUCCGGGCGGUUGGUUCCAAACGUAUGACGAAGCUGCUGUAUGCGUCGAAGCCUCGUGCGACCCGGCGAAGGAUACGGAUGUAGAAAGUUGCUGCAAAAAAGGCUGCUACGGACCACCGGAGGCCGAUCGGGUGCCGUACAAUAUUGCUGGGAACGAUUGGUACACGCAAGUCUUGAAGAAGACAUACUUCGACACUGCGAAUAGUGCUAAAGUCGGUGAGCACUCGGAGUGGGUAAAUGACAGCGACUGGAGCUGCUCACCCCACUACCAUGGAACACCGGAAUUCAAGUGCCCACGGAGUGGGGAGGUGCUGCAGGUGAGGGGCUGCCAUCCGACUUGCCGCUGUACAGCCGACUUAGGGGAUGACAGGGCCCUGGGGAAUCCGGAGAGUCCGUGGGGGGUUGACGGUUCCGGAUUCUCGGAAAGUCGCUAUCGUAAAGCUGUGGAUGGUAAAAUCAUUGACGUGGGCACAUGCCCCGCGCCGGGCUCGUCCAAAGGACGGCAAUUCUGUGGCACUUGCAAGCCCGGGUACGGUAGGCUGCUUUCGCACAAGCCAGGAGGAGAACUUCGCGAAUUUCUUCAGCAUUAUAUCCCGGUGGAGGUUUCGAACAAGAUGCAGGCUGAUAACGUCGCAGUGAAAGACGAGGUCCGGUGCUGGGCUGUGUGUGCGGAACAGGUGCAGUGUGGGGUGGAUGCAGAUGCAAAAACCAACAGCCCCGGCAACUGGGCGGAUCCUUGGGCUCCC
This is a messenger RNA of Amoebophrya sp. A120, 4717 nucleotides long. NCBI's taxonomy places the organism in Eukaryota, Dinophyceae, Syndiniales, Amoebophryaceae. The record is from the annotation of a GenBank genome assembly.